Messenger RNA from Panicum hallii, 978 nucleotides. RefSeq lists its product as uncharacterized. Lineage: Eukaryota; Viridiplantae; Streptophyta; Magnoliopsida; Poales; Poaceae. The transcript has a single exon. The coding region runs from base 82 to 789 and encodes 235 amino acids. The record is from RefSeq and is a predicted model, not a curated record.
AAGCACCCACCAGAGGCGAGACCUCCGGACCACCAACGCAACGCAGGCAGGCGAGCGACCUCUGCGAUCAGCUAGCGAGCCAUGUGCCGCGCCACGACCAUGGAGGACGGCCCCCACGCCGCGGGCUUCCUCCGCCCGACGUCGACCCUCGACAUCCGCGCCUUCUACCUCCGCCUCUCCUCCUCCUCCCCGGCGCCGGCGGACCUCGCGCUCGUCUACCUCCCGGCCAUCGGCGGCGCCGCGCUGGGGCUCAACGGCCGCGCGCUCCCGCCGGCCGCGCCCGCGGAGGUCACGCUCCGGCAGGUCGCCGGGGACGCCUACGCGAGCGCCGACCGCGUCGCCGCCGCCGAGGGCGCGCGGUUCGAGGUCUACGCCGGGAAGGAGAUGGCGGCGGAGGGCGUCUUCAGGCGGCGCCGCGGCGCCGGGGAGGUGGGGUGGCGCGUGGAGUGCCGCCGGGCGGGGCCGGUCGCGGUGGCGGAGGUGGUGGUGCUCGCGGAGGGCGGCGUGCUGAUGAGGGACAGGGCGAGGGCGACGUCGAGGCGUGGGGUGGGCUGCGGGAGCACCAGGCUGGAGGGGAUCCCCGAGGAGGCCACGGACCUCGGCUGGGGGUGCCAGUGUGGGUCCUGCGGCGAUGAGGAGUGGGAGGUGGUCUCCGACGACGGCGAGCCGUGGAAGGAGGAGGAGGAGACGGUGAGGUGGGCGAUGGAGAUGGGGGUGUGGGCCGUGUGCCUCGGCGUCGGCCUGCUCGCCACGGCCAGGCGGUUCCGGCGGAAGCGUGCCUUCUGGUGAACGCCGGCCGGCCGCCGCUCAGUCCUUGGCACCGUCGUCCUGCCAAGACUAAAUUUUUGUCUGUAUAUUAGUUCCAAGUGUAAACUCGAAGAUUUAGUGCGAAUUUCCCAGUGAUUUCACGAGUGUACAUUGCAUUUGAAUAUUUGAUCAGCGAGGACAGACUCUUGUGCAUCUUCUGGAUGAUCCCUG